Messenger RNA from Heteronotia binoei (common prickly gecko), 3640 nucleotides. RefSeq names its product GC-rich promoter binding protein 1 (gene GPBP1). Gene Ontology annotation, cellular component: nucleus. NCBI's taxonomy places the organism in Eukaryota, Metazoa, Chordata, Lepidosauria, Squamata, Gekkonidae. The record is from RefSeq and is a predicted model, not a curated record. The coding region runs from base 1476 to 2891 and encodes 471 amino acids. Gene Ontology annotation, molecular function: RNA binding; DNA binding. Gene Ontology annotation, biological process: DNA-templated transcription; positive regulation of DNA-templated transcription. The transcript has 13 exons.
UGAAACCGGUGUGCGUUGUCGCUAAUCGCUCUCCGAGGAGUCUUUCCCAUCACCAAGCCAAACGCUCUCCCUCUUAAUUUUUUUUUUUAAAUUCACACCGCGUCGUCGCUAGGCUCGCGCGCUUUUCCUUCAUAGCAGCACCUCUGGCUCGUGGCGGCAGCGCGGAAGGGAGGGGGAGAGUAAGGGAGAACUCUCGCGAGGUUUGGGCGCAGAGCAUCGGCUGCUGCGGCUCGGAGCGGCGCCAUUUUGGGACUGGCUGACUGACUGACUGGAGCGAGGAGUUGUGCGCGCGGCGGGGGAGAAGCGGCGGCAAAAAGGAGCUUUCAAAUUCGGGACCCCGCUUAAGCUGUGAGCUUUGCUGGGACUUUGGCUGGCAGGUUAUUUGGAUUCUGAACAGAAGUCUGGAUCUUUUGCAACCUGUUGCCUCAGCUUAUGAGAAGUUAACUGGAUAUUGACCUAUAACUUUGGCUACCAUUAAAAUGAAAAAAUAUUGACUAAAAUGCAACUGGGAUUAUAACUUGUUCAGUCACUUUUCUACUUCAUACAUUAGUGAAUCUGCGGAAAACAGCUGAAAAACCUGAACUAUCUUUUUCAAAAAAAAUCAAGAUAUCAUCUUGGACUAAUUUUUGCCUCUAUGGAAUGGAUACUUGGAUAAUCUUAAAUUCUGCAUGCUACUUUCAAAACUUAUUUUUACUUUCUAGUUUGAGAAUUUCGUGCAGAACGACAACUUACUUUCUUCACUAGGUUUAUAGGAUUAUAUUAAAUGUAGCUGCUAAUUAUUCUAUUCUGGCUUUAGUGGUUUAUGGCAGAUAUUUUGACUUUGUUUUUUAGGUAGUCUAGAAUUGGUAGUAUUUCACAAUGAAGCCUACUUCCUAAAUGAAGAGAAUAGGAGACUUUCUUUUCACUAGCCUUUUUUUAAUUUUAGACACCUUUGUAUUUUUUAAAUGUUGGGAAGAAGUGGGGAUGGCCCUGUGCAGAUGCCUGCAAUAAUGCUUACAGAUGCACUUCACUUCAGAUAUGGAAUUUGACUUUUCAGUUAUGCUUCUUGUGUCAUAAACAGUAUAUUUAUUUCUUCUCGAACUGAUGCUCAUAAUAGUGAGAUGUACAUGGAAUAAGAAAGAGAAGAAGCUUUGAAAGAAUAGACAAGCUGUAAAAAUCAGACUUAUUCUGAUCCGGAUGUAGCUUUGCGGAGUCCUUAAAUGUGAAGAAUGGGCAGCUGAUUUCCAAGGAUCACCUGUAGCUACAGAUGUUGUAUCUUUAAGGAACUCAGGAUAUUACUACAAGGGAGGCAAACUGGACAACAAAAAUCACGGAGAGUUAAUGUCAAUCUCUUCAGUUCUUUUGGAUUUUGUUUAUUUUCAACAGAAUCCAGUGCUGCUUGAAAUAUAUAAGAUGGACAAAACAACCUAGUGCAUAAAGCAUUUGCAAUGAGGUGUUGAAGCCUUGUUUCACUGACUUGGUGAGACUGGACCUAAAUGGCGCAGCAUGACUUUGCUCCAGCCUGGCUUAAUUUUCCUACUCCACCAUCAUCAUCAUCAAAGUCAUCAUUGAAUCUUGAGAAGCAUUCAGAAAGCUUUUCAUGGACUGAGAACCGUUAUGAAGUUAACCGUAGGCGGCACAACUCUUCUGAUGGAUUUGAUCCUAGUAGUGGCCGUUCAAAUGGAGGGCAUUUGGGAAGAAAGGAGAGAAAUGGCUGGCGCUCACAAGGCAGAAAUGGCACUGAAAACACAAAUCACAGAGGGGGAUACCAUGGCGGGGGUUCACGUGCUCGCACCAGCAGCUUCCACUCUGGGAAAAGCCAAGGACUGCAUGAAAACAAUACACCUGACUCCGAGAAUCUGAAAAAGGAAGACAAGGAAGAACACAAACAAUUUGAAGCUGAAGAUUUUCCAUCCCUGAAUCCUGAAUAUGAGAGAGAACCAAACCAGAAUAAAUCCUUAGCUGCAGGUGUUUGGGAAUAUCCUCUAAAUCCUAAAUCUAGAUCUCCACGAAUGCUGGUCAUUAAAAAAGGCAAUACAAAAGAUUUGCAGAUAUCUGGAUUCCCUAUGGGAGGAAGUGCUCAUUCACAGCCAGCUAAGAAUGGGACUGGUACAAGUGUUUAUAAAGGCUUAGUUCCCAAGCCUGUCAUUCCACCAGCAAAGACUACGCAGUGGAAGAGCCAAACAAAAGAGAAUAAACUUGGGACUCCAUUUCCUCAUGAUUCUGCAUAUGGUAUUGGAAACUUCAGUACUUUCAAAUCUACUGCCAAGACUGUUGGAUCACAGAAUUCAGUGAAAGAGUGCAGUCGGUCAAAUUCCUCAUCCCCAGUGGAUAAACUUGGCCAGCCUCGCUUAACCAAAUUAACGCGAAUGCGCACUGAUAAAAAGAGUGAAUUUUUGAAGACGUUGAAACGGGAUCGAGUUGAAGAAGAACAUGAUGAAAACUGUAUUGGGCAAGAGAAGGAGGAUGAUGAAGAAUUUAAUUUACAUAACAGCAACAGUGGCCACCAAGAGAGGGACAUAAACCGAAACUUUGAAAAUGAAAUUCCGCAAGAAAAUAGAAAUGCUGCAGUGAUUUCCGAGCAUAUCAUCCAUUCUUCAACAUUUCCUCAGACUGAUGUCCUUUCAAGCUCACUUGAAGCAGAGCAUCGAUUGUUAAAGGAGAUGGGCUGGCAGGAAGACAGUGAAAAUGAUGAGACCUGCGCUCCAUUAACAGAGGAUGAAAUGAGGGAAUUUCAAGUUAUCAGUGAACAGUUACAAAAAAAUGGCCUUAGAAAAAAUGGUUUUCUGAAAAACGGCCUCAUCUGUGACUUCAAAUUCAGUCCCUGGAAAAACAGCACUUUCAAACCCACAAUUGAGAAUGAAGACACAGAAACAAGCAGCAGCGACACGUCAGACGAUGAUGAUGUGUGAAGACGGCUGGGAAGUGGGAGGCGCUUUUUCUCGCCUCUGGUGCAGUUUAAGAGGGAGUUGCUCAAGAGGGGAAGAACUAUAAAUGAAGUGGUGCUCUGUGCCCCCUGUUAGACGAAGGAUCUUUGGGACUCCUCGUGAAGGAACCUAAGAAUGUUGUGUUGAUGAGCUGUGUUGAAAACAUGACUAUAAUUUCUUUGUAAAUGGAUGUUGUAGAAAUGAGGACUUUGCCCCAACAUUGACUUUUUUUCAUCACUGCAGCAUUUCUCUGACUAGCAAUGUGACAAUGUAUGAGAAUGAGAUGUUCUCAUUUAAUAAUAAAAAAAAAGAUUAUGUAUUGUUUGGCAAAGUUUUUGUCUUAAAAAUGGCAGGCCUAAGGGGGAAAAGGGCAGCUUGACACAGUGUGUUGCUUGCUGAGAUGGAUUUCUUUAUGGUGGAAAUCCGUAGUAUUCACUUCGUGCACAGACAAUAGAAAGUGUAGCAUGUUGGCUAAAAAAAUGACAAAAGUGCACUAAAACUUCCAUUUCCUGAACUGUUGUAAUUGUUCCACUUCUUAAUACAUACCAGUAAUUGCUCUCUAGCAGUUUGUACUACAGUAAUUAUGGAAAAAGACUUGCUUCAAUUCCGAACUUCACAGAACUGGUGUAAAUCAAAAGCUUUAUUUGGAUGCUACGAGACCCAGGAAUCUGGAUCCUCACAGCGGGCGCUGAUUCUUGUGGGGGAGGAGAAAUAAACAUUAUUUUGAUAAAUUA